Drosophila ficusphila is the source of this 2419-nucleotide messenger RNA. RefSeq lists its product as uncharacterized. The coding region runs from base 111 to 2255 and encodes 714 amino acids. Lineage: Eukaryota; Metazoa; Arthropoda; Insecta; Diptera; Drosophilidae. The record is from RefSeq and is a predicted model, not a curated record. The transcript has a single exon.
CCAUUUUUUACCUUAUCACAUUAACAUCCAUAGCAUCAAUCUAAAUUUCAAGUUUUAUUUUUUAGUUUUUCUUUUUCUUAUCGAUAUCUAGGAAAUAAACCAAUUUUACAAUGCUGGACAAGCCAGCAUCGGUGGGGGCCACGUGGUUUACCAAUCUGUCCGACAUACAGGUGGACGCCAUCCAACUGCUGGCCUUCUCGAUCCGGGAUGAUGGAGCCGAGGGCACAGUAUACCGCACCCAUUUGUGUCUCAGUCGAUUGGGAGUCACUCCCAUGGUGAAAUCGAGGAUGCUUCACAAGCUGAUCAACGUUUGCCGCGGCAGCGAUUUGGCCUUUCUCUACUUCCUUUUGGAAGCCUGUUACAAAGGCGCCGGUUUUGCGUACAGCGAAAGGAUUUUGAUGUCGGCUAUCACCUUUCUGGAUUUGGAGAUGACCAUGCGGGAAUUGGAUCGCAUUUUGCCACCCGGAGUGGAGCGACUGAAAAAAAAGUCGAUUGCUCCUCCGCCGGUAACUAAAUCCAUAUCCUUGCCGCCAUCGCCAAACAGAAGGCAAUCCGAUUUUGGAAAAGUCCGAUCGCCGUACUUCACGUCGCUGCCAAAACCAAAGGUGCCACAUGUGGGCAAAAAGAUCACCGCCAAAAGACCUCAUUUGGUGGUCACCUUCCCCUUUUGGCCAGCUGGCGAGAGGCCCAACUACAAGGUGAAUGACGAGAGCCGCUGGUUUGCCACCUACAAGUUCCAGCCGGUGAAGCGGAUGCUCUUCAAAAUGGUGGGCGACAUUAUGAGUGACUAUUGGGAGAAGGUGAGCGGAACGGGUAGUUUCAUUCCCGAGGAUGAAACCUUCCCCCUCUGCGAGUUCCACAAGGCGGCUCUGCGCAAGGAGCAGCUGGUCAAGGAUGCGGCUGUGGUCAAGGCGCAUAAACAAUGUCUGGCUCUCGUGGAAGUAAAUUCCCGUGAUGAUGUAGCUCUAAAGAAGCGCAUAAUUGCCCAGUUGGACAAGGACAUCGAGGACUGCACUCAGCGAUGGAAACGCCUUCGUGACCGCCAUCACACGGAUGUCAUGUUGAUCGAGGAUCACGAUCAGAUGUGCUCAAUGGGCAAGGUGCCCACAACAAGGCAGGAAAGCAAAAUCAAGCACCUUAACCUGGAGGCGGAUAUUGGUCGUUUGAAAACCAAACCCACUAUGGGUGUACAUUUAAUCACCAGCAAGGCAACCGUGAGUCGUUUGAGCAGAGUGCGGGUUUCGGAUCCGGAAGAUGAGAUUCCCUGUCCAUUGGAAGAGCCGGAGGAAAAGCUGACCAAGUGUCCGCCUCAGCUUCUGGGAAAUAAGAAGCGUACGCGGAGGGUGAUUAUGACACAAACAAAAGUAGGUGAUGAGAGGCCACCUGUAACCUGCAAGAAGCCAUCCUUGAAACCGGGACGCUUUUUCAAGAGUACUCGUCGGCACAGUCCCUUCGUGUUCCACUACCAUGAGAUACCACCAAAGGAUCAGGACCCUGCUGCUCGCGAUGUGAUGCGCAGCCAGGCCAUUCGCACCUUGAAGGAGGAAAGUUGUCCCUCCAGCGAGGAUGGCUACAAUGGGAGGAUGCAUCCGAGGGAACAGGUGGUGACCGCCAUCGUUGAGUGCGCCCAAGACAUGUGGUUCGGUUCCCUGGAGGCCUAUCAACGAAAUCAAGUUUCUCUCAAGUCCGAAAAAUUGAAAAAUUCCGAUGAGUCGGUAAAAUCCGCAACUACUCCGAUUUGUGGACUCCGAGAAGACGACGGCCUCGAGUGGACAAAGCAAAUCAAGCACUUCGAUCCCGACAAUCGGAAUCUGAUGGAACGGCUUUUAAAGGAUGGAUUUGAUAUUCUGCGACGGGAUCCGCGAUGCGUUUUUGCCGCCUUUCCCAACUCCCACAAGUCGUUCGUGAUGCAAGAGUGGAUCAAGCGACGAUAUGGAAAAACCUAUAGUCACGAGGAGAUCGGCAGGACGGUUCAGAAGGGCAUAAACACCUUUCAUCGCCUGGAGAGGAUUUUAUCGCAUGCACCCAGUGCAAAGUACGAUGGAUAUUCGGCAGAUGACACCUACGCUGACCAUAAGCGUCUAAGAGCCCUUUCCGAAAAAAUCAAGGAAGACUACCGUAUGCCGCUGAACGAUAAGAUCCUGGCCCUCACUCGAACCUGCUGGCAGGCCAUGCGACCCCAUUUGGUCAGAGGAUCCACAUUGCUGAACAGCUUUUUCGCCUAUCUGCCCGUCAGAUAUGCAGAUAUGCUGUAGAAUGUAGAAUAGUGACCAAAGAUCUGGCAAGAAAAAUUCAAUGUUUCCAAAUUGUAUGUUAGCAAAUUUUUGUACCGUCCUUUUUUACCAAUGUAUACUUUUAAGUAUGCUGAUUUUUAAUGUAAUUGACAAAGUAAUAAAUGAGAAACUCAUUUGAAAAUGAA